CACGUGACUGAACAUUUAUACUAAUGUGUGUCAUAGCAAUCCUGGUGUCAGUUUUAUGGUUAAGUUAUUUGGGUAAUGUCAGGAACUAAAGAAAGGGAGAGUUAUAAUGCGAGAAUAUUGCUAUGGAGUAAUGAGUAAUCAAAUGAAAGUUGAAGGGUUUUUGAAAAAAAAAGAGAAAAGAAAUUAGUUUGUAAUGGAUUAUGUUAAUGUUAGAGGUAGGUGAGUGAUCAUAUUUUUAAAUUUAAAAAAAAACUAAAUACAUCAUAUUAAACAAUAAUGUAAAUUUCUUUUAUUAUGCUCAAAACAACCAAUUUGUCAAUUUGCUAUUGUAUUAUUAGCCAUAAUAGAGUUCUUGUGACUAAGUGAUGUAACCAGGGAGGGAUAAAAUGGUCUAAUACUCUGAUUAAGCGCCAAAGUAUAAUUAAAAAUUAUCAUUUAAGGUUAACAGAGUAUAAUACAAUAACUAUAUUAUGGCUAAUAAUACAAUAGCAAAUAUAAGGGCUUUAAGGUUAAGUUAAAAAAAUAUAUUUUAUUAUGCUCAAAAUAACAAUUGAAUAAUAGAAGUCAAUUUUCUUGGAUCUUAAUUAGUCCACAAAUGUAUGCGGCCAUUGGAAUCUCCAAUGUUAGUCUUCUUGGAUCUUCUUUUAGUUUACAAUUGUAUGCAUUGUUGAGGAAUGGAUCAAGAUACAUGAGGUUGGGUAUAUUUGGCUAAAUGUAAUCACUUAAUUCUUAUAUUUUGUAUAUUAGACAUUUUUUAUAUGAAUUGUGUUCAACUUUUGCACUUGACUAACACCUCGUUCACCACUUCAGAGCCAUCGUCACAUCUUGCAUGCGCUCAUCUCAAUAGCUGGGUGUAUAUUUCUCUCACAGUCUAUCAUAUACCUAAUCAGAGCUCAUAGGGUAAGCAACCAAUUAAUCAUUGUAUUUUACAAAUAUAUAUGUAUAACUGUGCUAUAUUUCUGGACAGAAUCAUGCUCUCAGAGAAUGCGAUGCUAUGCGCCUCAGAGAAUGCGAUGCUAUGCGCCUCAGAGAAGUUGCAUAAUUUAUUUCUCAACAAUCUCCUACAUCACUGUCGUGCUAUCCAUUCCAAAUACUCGUCUCAUGUGCUAAUUAAAAUUAGCAUUACAAUAUUGUUUUAAUCAUUUAUUUUACUUCUAAAAUGCUUAUGUUUGUACAGUUCGAAGAAUUGCAGCAUUAUCAUAUCCAACCAUGAUUCCCAGCAUAGUCAGCUUCGCGAGCGCAAGUUGAUUUUGGGUCAGCCUCAUAAUCAAACCAUGAUUUCUAGUUGCCCGAUCCAGAUUACUAUUUCACAAUUUAGUGUCUUUCUUGUAUAUGCAUAAACAUGUAUACUAUACAAAAGAGACUACAACUUGUGUUCCCAUCUUUUUAAAACCUUUUGGUAUGAUUUUCCUUUUUGAUGCUUUAUAAAAAAAAUUGUUAUUCAGUUCAUGAUAUGUUACAAUACUAUGUCAUAUCGAUGACGUUUUUCUACCCGGUUAAAAUUUAAUCAUAAUUAGUUGGUUAACAUAUACGAAUAUUUCAGUCUCACUAGUCUAACCAAACUUUCACUCAUUACCAUUCAUAAGUUGGUUAUUGUAACUAUUUUCAAUGGUUACUAUAACAAAUAUAUAGUGUCUUCCAAAAUUAAAAUAUGGCAAAGGAAAAAGUGUUAGGAGUACAAAACCCAUAAGAGGAGAAGAGCCCAAAAAGGGGGAAAAAGACAGCCCAAAAAGGGGGAAAAACAUAUAAAGGGUUGAGUAACUUGGUAUGAAUUUUCAAUGAGAUUUGUAUAUCUCUUCCCCCUGUGAGAGCUGUCGCAUCGACAUGGCCGCUCAUUAAAGAAAGUUUGAGAAGUAAGAGCAAGUCCAAUGGUUAGAACCCUUUGUGGGUUCUGAUGAAUAAUUUAACAGUUGAUUUUAUGAUUUAAGAAGUUUAGAACCUUGUUAGUAUAAUUAAUUUUCUCAUUGCUCCAAUUGGAGGUUCUUAAAUUUUGUUUUUAGAAGUUGUUUCUCGCGGAGUAUGAAGGUGUAGUCGUUGGAGCCGCAGAGCUUGGCUUCGAAGCUCUCGAAAUCAAGGCUUGGAACGUCUCUGCGUCGUCUCCGUAGAAUCUGAUGGCGCUCUGAAGGGGUUUAAUUCUAAAACUGAAGGUUUAUUUCAAAAAAAAAGUGAAGGUUAAUUUUACAGGAUUUUUAGAUUUUUAGUUGAGGGAUUUAAUUACUAAAAACCCUUUUUAUUUACGAUUCCUAGCUAGGGUUGAUUGCGCAUAUAUAUAUGCAUAAAGUUCUCUAUUGUCUUUCUUGAUCAAGGUAGGAUACAAUGUUGAAACAACAUGGCUUGAGUGUGGAAUCGCUACCCCACGAUGUGGUCGAGCUCAUCCUUGAGAGGCUUCCCAUGGACUCUCUGCUUAGACUCAAGUCUGUAUCCAAGAACUGGAAAUCUACAAUCGAUUCCAGACGUUCCCAACAAGGACAAUUUAUCCAUCGUAGGCAAUCACGAGGUCCUGAUGUUCUUUGCGUUCCCCUGGGUUACGGUAGUGAUGAAGACGCAUAUGCUAUAAGAUUUGUGUUUGGGAGGUGUUCAUCAAAAGCUUCUACGGUCUGGUUCCCAGUUUCUCGAAACUUGUUCUGCUACGGUAGUUGUGACGGUCUAUUAUGCCUCUACUCUUGAUACGAAAAGAGUGACAUCGUCGUGGUGAAUCCCGCCACUAGAUGGCAUCAAAGCUUUCCUCUUUCCAACGUUCAACACUUCAGCAUCGAGAAAUAUAAUAAAUGUGAGUUUGCCUAUCCGCUAAUUCCUCGGCUUGGAUUCGGUAAAGACAAAGUAACAGGCACGUAUAAGCCGGUUUAUUUAUAUAAUUCACAUGACUUUAAAUUAGGCAACGUUACUACUUGUGAAGUUUUCGAUUUUCGCACCAAUGCAUGGAGGUACGUUGUCCCCUCUUCUCCUUAUCGGAUUUUUGGUCACUACGAACCCGUGUAUUUAGAUGGAUCGCUUUACGAUCUCAUCAAAGAAGAAACCGAGGUUUGAUUACCUUUAGGUUUUCAAGCCAAAACUUUUGAAGUCAAGUUACUAUCUUUGGAUCUUCACACCGAGACGUUUCAAGGCAUCUGCAAAGGUCCCUUUGUCCGACCUCUUCCAUAUAAUCCUUACAGCAUCACCAUGUGCAUCCUCGACGAUCGUUUGUGUGUGUCCGAGAAAGUCUGGCCCAUCCAAGAGAUAUGGUCGUUCGAUGGCGCCAACAAGACGUGGAUGAAAAUGUGUUCUAUAAAUCUCACCAGAAGUGUUUUUUUGUUCGAGGAAAAUAGCCUUGUUCGUUCUUCAAUGUCACA
Molecule: messenger RNA, 3329 nt
Organism: Brassica rapa (field mustard)
Lineage: Eukaryota; Viridiplantae; Streptophyta; Magnoliopsida; Brassicales; Brassicaceae
Product: F-box protein At1g11270-like
Molecular function (GO): protein binding
Source: RefSeq, a predicted model, not a curated record